UCUCUUUAUAACUACACUGGACCUAUCACCAUCACUGCCGGAGAAUGAGCAACCUUCCAAUUAACAUACAUUUUGAUUAUGAUGGAUAUUAUUCAAAAACCGGAGAUGCAUAUCAAUGGAAUCCAAGGGUACCUGGCUUGUACGGUCUAUCGUUUAGGACAUCAUCAAUGGAGGAGAUUACUUAUUCGCGGUUAGUAGAUAAGAUAUGCAUGAAGAUGAGGAUAGAUGAAUCUACAACAAAGGUGAAAUUGAGUUACAUUCCAUCGGGAGUUCAACCUCCUACAUAUUCGUAUAUUUGGAAUGAUGAUGAUGUAUAUGUUUAUCUAACAACGUUGGAUAAAGAGAAAAGAAGUGUCUUGCAUGUAGAAGUCAGUAAUGAGUUGGAAAUAGUUCUGUUAAACGAGCAAGAGUCGAGAGUACAUAGAAGAAGUUCAGUUGGUGUGGAUUUUGCUGAGCAGAUUUCCGAUGGUAUAGAUAAUGAUAGAGCUAAUGUUGAUGCCGUAACUCUUUACGCAAACGAGCCACUAGCAGAACAACUUUCUGAGCCUUUGGAGCCACUAGAAAAUGUUGUUAUCAGAGAUGUGGAAAAUGGUGUUGAUAACAAUGCGGAAAGGAGUACGGAGAAUGAUGGUAUUCGUGAAUAUGUUGAGAAGCCACGUGCACGCCAAAACGCUAAGUUUAAAAAGCCAUGGGAAGAUGGUCUUGAUCUAGUAAUAGGUCAAGAAUUUGAAAGCAAGAAUGAUGUGCAAUAUUUAGUUGAGACAGGAGCAACUCUGAAUUUAUUUGGAGUGUUUACACUCAACUCGGAUACGCAGCGGUAUGUGGUAAGAUGUGCUGAAGAAGGUUGUAAAUGGUAUGUACGAGCUACAAGGGCUAAGGAUUCAACUCGAUUCUCGGUUCGAACAUAUAGGAAGAUGCAUAUAUGCUCUCGGUCGACUACUGCUACGGGCAUAAAAAAGAGAGGCACACCACGUUUAGUUGCAUCUGUAUUGCAUGAUGGUUUUCCAGGUAAAUUCAAGACCCCAGAUCCUAAAACUAUCAUUGGUCUUGUUCAGGGAAAACUUGGUACAACAGUGUCAUACUCGACUGCUUAUAGAGGAAAAAAACUAGCUGUUAGUGAUAUUCGUGGUAGUCCAGUCGAGAGUUUCAAGAUGAUUUAUUCUUAUUUGUAUAUGUUAGAGAAGGUGAAUCCUGGAACAAAAACUAGUGUGUGGUUUUUUGAAACUCUGAAAACCAUCAUACCGGAUAGUCCUGAAUUGGUCUUCAUGUCUGAUAGAAAUCAAAGCCUUAUCAAGGCAGUGGCUGAAGUGUACCCGAGCUCUCACCAUGGAAACUGUAUCUAUCAUUUGUCACAGAAUGUGAAAACAAAAGUUACACACAACAGAGAAGACGUUGCUAAAAAAUUCAGGGAAAUUGCAGCCAUUUGUACAGUUUCUGAGUUUGAGAAUGAAUAUGCAGAUUUCAGAAGAAGGCACCCUAAGAUAGCCACAUAUCUUGAUGAUAAGACCGAUUUAGAAAAAUGGGCAAGGUGUCAUUUUCCCGGAGUAAAGUACAACAUAGAUACCAGUAAUGCGGUUGAAUCUAUGAAUGGUGUUUUUAGCAAGGUGAGGGGGUAUGCGCUGUUACCUAUGAUAGAUUCAAUUAUUGAAAAAUUUGCAGAAUGGUUCUGCAAUAAUAGGACAGAAGCCAUAGGUGGAUCAAAUGCACAGAAACUUGUUCCUUUUGUGGAGAACGACAUACACGAAACAUGUGAGGUUGCAAUCAAAUUAACGGUGAAGGAGCUUAACACCUACGAGCUUCAAUAUAGUGUUAUUGGUCGCGAUGCUCCGAGCUCGAGUGAAACCUCCUCUAGUCGAACAAGAGUAAAAGUUGCUGGGAUUCCAAAGAGGUGUAGAUGUGGCGACGAGAUCGUUGAAAAGAUCUCCAAAUCAGUCCCAAAUCCUUACCGCCGCUACUACCGAUGCAAAUAUGCUUAUGAUAGAAACCUUAUGAACGAUAGCCAUGUCUUCAAGUGGGUGGACGAGGCAUUGGUAAAUGAGGUAGAACAGUUGGAUUUUCAAGUUCGUGUUCUUGAAGAAGAAGUUGCACUGCUAAAGGUGGGAAGACAGAUAGAAACCAACGAAAUUACAAAAAUGAUGGUACCUUUUUUCGUUGGUUGUCUUCUCACAGUUGUUCUUGUAACUUGGUAUUUCUAAGUACAACUUUGUAGUUCUUUUGGACUUGUCUCAAAAAUAUGUAUUUGGCGAAUUCUAGUAUUGUAAGUCCGAUUAAACCUAUUUCUCCUAGUCAUUGUCUUCUAAUUCCUAUCUAUUUGUAUUUAAAUUUUGGUAAUGUUGCAAAAAUAAAACCUAAAUAGCUGC
Arabidopsis arenosa is the source of this 2360-nucleotide messenger RNA. Lineage: Eukaryota; Viridiplantae; Streptophyta; Magnoliopsida; Brassicales; Brassicaceae. The record is from the annotation of a GenBank genome assembly.